GUAGGCGGAAAACUUAGUGAGAGAAAGAGUUUUGUAAUAUGGCAUCAUUAUGUUUCUUUACUGCGAGAACCUGUCGAAGUCUUUUGCUGCAAGGCUUGCACGAACGUUGUACUUGUCUAGCAGUACGGAAUGCAAAGACUCAAGCUAUUUUUAGUCUCCCUGAAAAGCCUAAGCGACCUCCAAGUUCAUGGCUCUUGUUCCUCACGGAACGACUGAAAGAGUUGCGAGAUAGUCCAGACUAUCACGAUGUCUCGCUUAUGGAAAUGUCCAAGAGAAUCAGCGAGGAAUGGCGUAAUUUCGAUGAGCUUGAUAAAAUACCCUACAAAGAGAAGUACGAAGAGGCCUUAAACGAUUAUAGGCAAAAAAUGCAAGAAUAUAAAGUCAAUCUGAGUGCUGAAGACAAACGUUUAUUGAAAAGUAUUAAGUCAGAAAGUAAACAAGAUCUUCGUGCGUUUGAGAAAGAGAUUCCGAAACCAAAACAUCCAGGAAAUGGUUAUAUUUUGUUUGUAAAGUCUUGUGUUAACGAAUUCCCUCGUACUGAAGACGUUGAUAUGAAAGAUUGGAUCAGAGAGUGUGCUAAGAGAUGGCAGCAGUUGGAUGAAGGGAAAAAAACGAAAUUAAAUGAUGAAGCAUUUCAAUUAAGGCAACAAUAUCAACUGGAAAUGAAGGAUUGGAAAGCCAAGUUUGAGCAAUGGAGGAGAGAUGCUCACUAGUUAAUAAAAGGACAAAUUUUCAAACUUCCAGGUACAAUGUUGACUUUUCAAAAAAUGAUAUACACUCAUAGGCAGAAACCAUCUUGAAUUUGAAGACAAAGAUAAGUUUUUUGAUUUUGGUUAGGAGAGUUCAUUUUAUACUUUAUUUUUUUUUGUAUCAAGACUGUAAAGGAAAUAUAUAUUAGACAUGGAUUAA
This is a messenger RNA of Xenia sp. Carnegie-2017, 909 nucleotides long. RefSeq names its product high mobility group B protein 6-like. The record is from RefSeq and is a predicted model, not a curated record. The transcript is spliced from 2 exons. Lineage: Eukaryota; Metazoa; Cnidaria; Anthozoa; Malacalcyonacea; Xeniidae. Bases 39 to 713 code for a protein of 224 amino acids.